This is a messenger RNA of Parnassius apollo (apollo), 2043 nucleotides long. The record is from the annotation of a GenBank genome assembly. NCBI's taxonomy places the organism in Eukaryota, Metazoa, Arthropoda, Insecta, Lepidoptera, Papilionidae.
AUGCAGCUAUCUCUGGGAGUCUACGUCGCAGCUACGUAUUAUAACGUGUGUCCGACGAUGAUGCAGCUAUCUCUGGGAGUCUACGUCGCAGCUAUGUAUUAUAACGUGUGUCCGACGAUGAUGCAGCUAUCGCUGGGUGUCUACGUCGCAGCUAUGUAUUAUAACGUGUGUCCGACGAUGAUGCAGCUAUCGCUGGGUGUCUACGUCGCAGCUAUGUAUUAUAACGUGUGUCCGACGAUGAUGCAGCUAUCUCUGGGUGUCUACGUCGCAGCCAUGUAUUAUAACGUGUGUCCGACGAUGAUUCAGCUAUCGCUGGGUGUCUACGUCGCAGCUAUGUAUUAUAACGUGUGUCCGACGAUGAUGCAGCUAUCGCUGGGUGUCUACGUCGCAGCUAUGUAUUAUAACGUGUGUCCGACGAUGAUGCAGCUAUCGCUGGGAGUCUACGUCGCAGCUAUGUAUUAUAACGUGUGUCCGACGAUGAUGCAGCUAUCUCUUGGUGUCUACGUCGCAGCUAUGUAUUAUAACGUGUGUCCGACGAUGAUGCAGCUAUCGCUGGGUGUCUACGUCGCAGCUAUGUAUUAUAACGUGUGUCCGACGAUGAUGCAGCUAUCGCUGGGUGUCUACGUCGCAGCUAUGUAUUAUAACGUGUGUCCGCCGAUGAUGCAGCUAUCGCUGGGUGUCUACGUCGCAGCUAUGUAUUAUAACGUGUGUCCGACGAUGACGCAGCUAUCGCUGGGUGUCUACGUCGCAGCCAUGUAUUAUAACGUGUGUCCGACGAUGAUGCAGCUAUCGCUGGGAGUCUACGUCGCAGCUACGUAUUAUAACGUGUGUCCGACGAUGACGCAGCUAUCGCUGGGUGUCUACGUCGCAGCCAUGUAUUAUAACGUGUGUCCGACGAUGAUGCAGCUAUCGCUGGGUGUCUACGUCGCAGCUAUGUAUUAUAACGUGUGUCCGACGAUGAUGCAGCUAUCUCUGGGUGUCUACGUCGCAGCUAUGUAUUAUAACGUGUGUCCGACGAUGACGCAGCUAUCGCUGGGUGUCUACGUCGCAGCUAUGUAUUAUAACGUGUGUCCGACGAUGAUGCAGCUAUCGCUGGGUGUCUACGUCGCAGCUAUGUAUUAUAACGUGUGUCCGACGAUGAUUCAGCUAUCUCUGGGUGUCUACGUCGCAGCUAUGUAUUAUAACGUGUGUCCGACGAUGACGCAGCUAUCGCUGGGUGUCUACGUCGCAGCUAUGUAUUAUAACGUGUGUCCGACGAUGAUGCAGCUAUCGCUGGGUGUCUACGUCGCAGCUAUGUAUUAUAACGUGUGUCCGACGAUGAUGCAGCUAUCUCUGGGUGUCUACGUCGCAGCUAUGUAUUAUAACGUGUGUCCGACGAUGACGCAGCUAUCGCUGGGUGUCUACGUCGCAGCUAUGUAUUAUAACGUGUGUCCGACGAUGAUGCAGCUAUCGCUGGGUGUCUACGUCGCAGCUAUGUAUUAUAACGUGUGUCCGACGAUGAUGCAGCUAUCUCUGGGAGUCUACGUCGCAGCUAUGUAUUAUAACGUGUGUCCGACGAUGAUGCAGCUAUCGCUGGGUGUCUACGUCGCAGCUAUGUAUUAUAACGUGUGUCCGACGAUGAUGCAGCUAACUCUGGGUGUCUACGUCGCAGCUAUGUAUUAUAACGUGUGUCCGACGAUGAUGCAGCUAUCGCUGGGUGUCUACGUCGCAGCUAUGUAUCAUAACGUGUGUCCGACGAUGACGCAGCUAUCGCUGGGUGUCUACGUCGCAGCCAUGUAUUAUAACGUGUGUCCGACGAUGAUGCAGCUAUCGCUGGGUGUCUACGUCGCAGCUAUGUAUUAUAACGUGUGUCCGACGAUGAUGCAGCUAUCUCUGGGUGUCUACGUCGCAGCUAUGUAUUAUAACGUGUGUCCGACGAUGAUGCAGCUAUCGCUGGGUGUCUACGUCGCAGCUACGUAUUAUAACGUGUGUCCGACGAUGACGCAGCUAUCGCUGGGUGUCUACGUCGCAGCCAUAUGUAUUAUAACGUGUGUCCGACGAUGA